Colletes gigas is the source of this 575-nucleotide messenger RNA. Its product is annotated as ejaculatory bulb-specific protein 3-like. The record is from RefSeq and is a predicted model, not a curated record. Bases 85 to 378 code for a protein of 97 amino acids. NCBI's taxonomy places the organism in Eukaryota, Metazoa, Arthropoda, Insecta, Hymenoptera, Colletidae. The transcript has 3 exons.
AUUCGAUCCAAUUCCACACAAUGUAUGCAUUUUUGUCGUGCCGCUUAAAAUUUUUCAAAUUGCCAACUACAUUUCGAUCGCAACAUGACAGCUUUUCUGUUGCUGUUCAUUUUCGUCGGAAUCGCUUCCGUAACGGCUGAAAAAUAUCCCAGCAAAUACGACGAUGUCGACGUAGACAGGAUACUCCAGAACGGUCGUGUCCUCGCCAAUUACAUCAAAUGCUUGUUGGACGAAGGCCCGUGCACUAACGAAGGCCGAGAAUUAAAAAAAACAUUGCCUGAUGCUUUAUCCUCGGGUUGUAGCGAAUGCAAUGAGAAGCAAAAGAAUCACUGCAACAAGGUAAUAAAUCAUCUGAGAACUAAAAGGCCAAAUGAUUAGGAGCGACUUGUCGCAACAUGCGAUCCAGAUGGCCAGCAUAAAAGCCGUUUUGAGGACACUCAAAUUAUAAAAAAAGACUUAAACCUUAAAUAAAGAAUAACGAUAUCAUUUAUACAAUGAAAACACAUCAAAAGUGAUAGUUUUUGUUAAUAACCACUACAACGAUGUUCAAUGAAAUGUACACAUACGUAGACGUA